Molecule: messenger RNA, 2064 nt
Organism: Zingiber officinale
Lineage: Eukaryota; Viridiplantae; Streptophyta; Magnoliopsida; Zingiberales; Zingiberaceae
Product: protein GLUTELIN PRECURSOR ACCUMULATION 3-like
Exons: 18
Coding region: 130-1626 (498 amino acids)
Molecular function (GO): protein binding
Source: RefSeq, a predicted model, not a curated record
AUAACUACAAUCGUAGGAACAACGUCACGACUCGCUGGGUAAUAACACAGAUUUCGUUGUAACAGUCGUCGCCCAGGUCGGAGGGGGGAGAGGGUUCCGUCGAACUCGGGAGACAGAGAUAAGGAGAGAAUGAUGCACUGGGUUAGAGCUGAAGCCUCCGAUUUUGGCGGUAAUCCUCCGCUCGCUCGAAGCGGCCACACAGCCGUCAACGUCGGGAAAUCGAAGGUCGUCGUGUUUGGAGGCUUCGCUGACAGGAAAUUCUCGAACGAUAUCGCGGUGUAUGACAUAGAAAAUAAGUUAUGGUAUACUCCGGAGUGCACUGGUGUCGGUUCAGAUGGACAAGUAGGACCUAGUGCUAGAGCAUUUCAUGUUGCUAUUGCUAUCGACUGUAACAUGUUUAUCUUUGGGGGACGUUCUGGUAGCAAAAGAGUAGGUGACUUUUGGAUGCUAGAUACAGAUAUAUGGCAAUGGUCGGAACUAACCAGCUUUGGUGAUUUGCCAUCUCCAAGAGAGUUUGCUGCUGUUUCAGCGAUAGGAAACCGGAAAAUUGUUAUGUAUGGCGGAUGGGAUGGUAAAAAAUGGCUUUCAGAUGUGUACAUCAUGGAUACAAUGUCACUUGAGUGGAUGGAAUUAUCUAUUACUGGCUCAGCGCCACCACCAAGGUGCGGACACUCUGCAACAAUGGUUGAGAAGCGAUUGCUAAUUUUUGGUGGAAGAGGAGGCAGUGGGCCUAUUAUGGGUGAUUUAUGGGCCUUAAAGGGUAUUAUUGAUGAAGAGAAUGAGACACCAGGCUGGACCCAGUUGAAGCUUCCUGGACAAACUCCCUCUCCAAGAUGUGGUCAUACAAUAACAUCUGGAGGGCAUUAUCUGUUGCUGUUUGGUGGACAUGGUACUGGAGGCUGGUUGAGUCGAUAUGAUGUCUAUCACAAUGACUGCAUCAUUCUUGACAGAGUGUCUGUUCAAUGGAAACGGUUAGCUACUAGCAAUGAUCCUCCUGCACCUCGGGCAUAUCAUUCCAUGACUUCUAUUGGUUCUCGAUAUCUUUUAUUUGGUGGGUUUGAUGGGAAAACCACGUUUGGCGACAUAUGGUGGCUUGUUCCAGAAGAUGAUCCUAUAGCAAAAAGGUUGCAGUCUGCUCCAAACCCUCCACCUGAAAUCAAGCCCGUUGAAAUGAUGGAUGGGUUAGCAGAGUCCUUGCCAAAGGAAGUCCAGAAUGAACCAUCGCCCGUAGUUGAAUUGCAAAAGAAGUUGGGGAUUAUGCUUUCUUCUUCUACUUCUCAGACAAAUAUUGUGGAAGAAGUGAAUGACGAAGAACUAAUUGAAUUAUCAUCAAAGUUAGCUGGAGAAGCAUUGAGUACUCCAGAUCAUUACAUGUCCAUUCAGAUACUACGCGAAUAUUGGAAAAAUGCAAGUGCAAGUUCGAUCCAGUUGCAAGAGCUUGGACCACUUUUGCGAGAUUAUCAGCGUCUCAUAGUUAAUCAGCUGGAUUAUCUUAUAUCUGAUAUGCCUUCAAUCACAACGAACCUUACUAGACAACACCGUUUCUUCCAUUUGAAAAGUGCUUCCCAGUUGCGUAUGGAUGACAUACCUAAGCUUCUGGACGAGUACAGACAAUUGGUCUCUUAAUUUUGGAAGGUGGCUUGUAUUUGUCAUAAAAUCAAGGCUUCUGUGGGCACAGUGUCCUUCAUGGAGUUGUUCUUCAAAGUAGAAAAAUGGUGUCUCUGGAGCUACUCAAUCAGAAUUUGCAGGCUAGCAGUCAGCAAUAGUACCCUGGGAGAUCCGUGAUGAAAUUUACUCUCAAUAACUCAAUGCCUUAAGCAGCAGUUAAUGAGAUGGGAGGCAUUCUUCAUGUUCAACUUUUACACUUUUAAUUACUCCCAUUUGUGGACUUGGUCAUGGUGAUUUCUGUUUUAAAUUGAAUUCGAUAAAUACUAGGACAAAAAGUGUCAUGUAACUGAUUAAAACAUUUUGUUCAUUUCAACGCGCUACUUCUUGUGGUGGACUGCACUAGACACAAUUCUUUUUCAACAUUUAUUGCUAAAAUCCAGUUGUUUUUUUAGCUUA